GGAGAAUGGAGUAGAGAGAGGAAAAGGAUGGUGAUGUUGCUAUUCAUGGGAAUGGUGGUAAACUUUAUUUCAUUGUUAUAGACAUUUUAGGUUAGAAGGAAUAUAUUAAGGAUUUUUCUCAAAGUGUAUUUUACAGGUCAUUUCUAUUAAAGUCAUGCAGGGUGCUUGUUAAAAUGCAGAAUUUUGAGUUCUGCUAAAACCACUAACAUCAGAAUCUCUGUAGGCUGGGUCCUGGAAAUAAUACAAUAAAACUUGAAAAGCACUGUUAUAGAAGGAGAUAAUCUAAUUUCAUCAUUCUGGGUAGAAUUUUAAUUUCAAAUACUGUGAAGAAAAGUAGGAGUGUGAUUUAACAGUAGGGUGGAGGAGGAAGGAAUUACUUUCGUUUGGGUAGUCAGGGAAAGCCUCUCUGAGAAAUUGGUGUUUGAACUGAGACCUAAAUAAUGAAGAGGAAUGAGCCAUGCAAAGGUCUGGAAAAGGAACGUCCAGGCAGAGGGAACAGCAUGUGUGUAGGCAGGAUUGAGAGUGGAUUUGAGGACCUGGAUGAAAGCCAGUGUGGCUUGAAUAGUGUAGGAGAGUGAUAAGAAGUGAAGUUUGUGGCAGGAUGAAUGGUGGGAGGUCAGAUCUCACAGUCUUCUAGGUCAUAAUAAGGAGUUGGAUUUUAUUCUGUCUGCAGUGGGAAACUAUCUGAGUGUGACAUGACCUACAUUUCUGUAAGACCACUCCAGCUAUAUGAGGAGAAUGGGAAAGAGUAGAAGCAGAGCGACCAGUUAAGAAGCUGUUGAAAUAGUUCAGGCAAGUAACGAUGCUGAUUUAGUUGAGGGUCCUUAUAGUGACAUGGAGACUGGUGGAUGGAUUUGGGAUGUGAUGCAGAGGUAGUUGGUAAGACUUGGUGGGAUUGGAUUAUACCUUUCUACUGCUGUUUUGUUUUAGGAAAGAAUAGAUAAUGGAAAAGCUUUGACUGAUGUCCCAGGAAGACUCAAACAGAGAUAUUUAAAGAGGAAGGAGAACAUUUACUUGGAAAGAGUGCAGGCGAGCCAAAGGAUGACUUGAUAAAAACUAAACAAACAAAAACCACAAAUAUCUAAAGAAACAAAACUGCAAAAAUACAAAACUUAUCAAGCUUAAAUUGGCCUGUUUGUUGUAGAGAAUGGCUCUCACAUUUGUCAUACUCACAAAUGUCACAUUUUCAGAUAUCGGCAUAGGAAAUAUCAGGGGUAAGGGAUUUUUAUUGUUAGGAAGUCCAGUUUUAAGGGUAAAUUUCAAAAUUUUAUACUUAGGGACCAGUACUAGAUAGGAUGAUCUUAUUAACUUUGUUUUAUCUCAAGGUGCAAAGCAUUUCCUCUCUCCUGACUGAGGAACUGGUGGAUCAGCUGUAUUCAUUUCGCGAGUGCUAUUUCGAGACACAUAGUGUUGAGCAUGCUGGGAGGAAGCAACAAGAUGUGCGGGAAGAGAUGGAGAAGACCCUGCAGCAGAUGGAGGAAGUAGUGGGUUCUGUCCAGGGCAAUGCCCAGGUUCUGAUGCUGACCGGUAAAGCACUGAAUGUGACUCCUAACUAUAGCCCCAAGGCUGAGGAGCUUCUGUCAAAGGCUGUGAAGCUGGAGCCUAAGCUGGUAGAAGCCUGGAACCAGCUGGGUGAGGUGUACUGGAAGAAAGGGGAUGUUGCAGCUGCCCACACCUGCUUCUCAGGAGCCCUCACCCAUUGCAAGAACAAAGUCUCCCUUCAAAACCUGUCAAUGGUGCUUCGCCAGCUGCGGACUGACUCCGGAGAUGAACAUUCUCGCCAUGUCAUGGACAGUGUCCGACAGGCUAAGUUGGCUGUGCAGAUGGACAUCCUUGAUGGCCGCUCCUGGUAUAUUCUGGGGAAUGCCUACCUUUCUCUUUACUUCAAUACUGGCCAGAACCCUAAGAUCUCCCAGCAAGCCCUCAGUGCUUAUGCCCAAGCAGAGAAGGUUGACAGGACAGCUUCCAGCAAUCCUGAUCUUCAUCUGAACAGGGCAACGUUACAUAAAUAUGAGGAGAAUUAUGGUGAGGCUCUGGAGGGCUUCUCUCGGGCUGCAGCACUGGACCCUGCCUGGCCAGAGCCCCGGCAACGAGAGCAACAGCUCCUGGAUUUCCUGACUAGAUUAACCAGCCUCCUUGAGAGCAAGGGAAAGGUGAAGGCCAAAAAGUUACAGAGCAUGCUGGGAAACUUGCGCCCAGCCCACCUGGGCCCUUGUGGUGAUGGGCGCUAUCAGUCAGCCUCGGGGCAGAAGGUGACUCUGGAGCGCAAGCCCCUGAGUGCUCUGCACCCUGGUGUAAAUAGUGGAGCUGUGGUCCUGGGAAAGGUGGUGUUCAGCCUCACCACGGAGGAGAAAGUCCCUUUUACAUUUGGCCUGGUAGAUUCAGAUGGACCUUGCUAUGCAGUUAUGGUGUAUAAUAUGGUGCAGAGCUGGGGAGUGCUCAUUGGGGACUCUGUAGCCAUCCCUGAGCCUAACCUUCGUCUUCACCGAAUUCAGCACAAGGGAAAGGACUAUUCCUUUUCCAGUGUUCGUGUGGAGACGCCCCUCCUGCUGGUGGUGAAUGGGAAGCCUCAGGGCUCCAGCAGCCAGGCUGCUGCCACGGUGGCAUCGAGGCCACAAUGUGAAUGACCCUCCUUGGAUUGCAUGCUGAAGAGAGAGUGGAGGCAAGGAGAUAAGCUCAAGGGCACUUGGCAGCUCCAUCAGCCACUUCUAGUAAUGCAACUGGAAUUGGGAGGAUGUUUUAGAUUACAGCUUUCCUUCCUCUGCCCUGUAAGACGCUUGUGUCUUGUAUUAUGUUUCAGCUCUCUCUGGGGCCACACAUGUUUGUGGUCUAUCUCUUCUGCCUCUUUGCUUGCUCUUCUAUGUUUUGGCAAAGAGUGUGGAAUUGGUAGAAGGGUUGGGACCUUGCCAUGGGAUAGAGUCCCCAAGGUUCCCCUUCUUGCCUCCUUCCUGAGCCUCAUGUGUAUAUAUCAUUUCAGUAUUUAUUGGUAAGGGAGGGGGCUUAAUUUUUUAAUGACUUAGUUUUUAAGCAAUUUUUAUUUUAUUUUUAUUUUAAAAUUUAGAUUCUUCCCCUUCUUUGGGGCUGGAACAGAAUUAAAAUUGUUUGGAAGAAAAA
This is a messenger RNA of Capra hircus (goat), 3114 nucleotides long. RefSeq names its product tetratricopeptide repeat domain 5 (gene TTC5). The transcript is spliced from 10 exons. Lineage: Eukaryota; Metazoa; Chordata; Mammalia; Artiodactyla; Bovidae. Gene Ontology annotation, molecular function: protein binding. The record is from RefSeq and is a predicted model, not a curated record. The coding region runs from base 1296 to 2627 and encodes 443 amino acids.